Acytostelium subglobosum LB1 is the source of this 648-nucleotide messenger RNA. RefSeq lists its product as hypothetical. The transcript has 3 exons. Gene Ontology annotation, molecular function: GTP binding; GTPase activity. Gene Ontology annotation, cellular component: vesicle; trans-Golgi network; Golgi apparatus. Gene Ontology annotation, biological process: vesicle-mediated transport. NCBI's taxonomy places the organism in Eukaryota, Evosea, Eumycetozoa, Acytosteliales, Acytosteliaceae. Bases 1 to 648 code for a protein of 215 amino acids. The record is from RefSeq and is a predicted model, not a curated record.
AUGAAUGAAAUACCUGGUGAUAAUGUACAACAACACUUGUACAAGAUAUUGGUAAUAGGAGAUUAUGCAGUUGGAAAGACAUCGAUCAUUAAGCGUUAUUGUACUGGUCAGUUCUCACCAAACUAUAAGCUGACAAUUGGUGUGGACUUUGCUGUAAAGGAGAUAGAGUGGGACAAGAACACAUCGGUCAGUCUGCAACUAUGGGACAUUGCAGGACACGAACGUUUCGGAACGAUGACCAGAGUCUACUAUAAAUACGCGAUUGCAGCCAUCAUUGUGUUUGAUCUGACGAGACAAACCACCUUUGAGGCCGUGACCAAAUGGCGAGAUGACAUCAACAGCAAAGUGGUACUGGGCAAUCAAGAGCCCAUCCCAGUUCUGCUGUUGGCUAACAAGUGCGAUAUAAAGGAUGCGAACAUUGAUAAGGAGAUGCUGGACAACUUUGUAAAGGAACAUAACUUUAUUGGAUGGUAUCCAACAUCGGCACAGAGCGAUAUCAAUAUCAAUGAAGCAAUGUUGUUCCUGACAGGCAAGGUGUUGGACGUUGCCAAGACCAACCAGCCACCAAAGCAGAUCGACAACAGUCUAUUGAAUUUGAAGGAGAACGAGAAGCCAAACAACGCCAAGCAACAAGGAGGCUGUUGCUAA